UGACCUCCCAAAGGGAGUGUGUGUGUUUCCUCUAGUUCUUUAUCAGACUCCCCAAAAUAAGUAGGAAUGGGCAGCGUCUGCUCGCAUUCAGCACACCUUUUCCAUUCGCUAAUCUGGCCUGGCCAGGCUGGGAGGAAUCUUACCCUGCCUUACCCUAGAGAGAGAAGCCACUGAGACCACCCCUGAGCACCAUGCCUCUGCUCCGACUGACUGCUCUCUUCUUCCUUCUGUCCCACAGUCUCUGCCGCUGUGAGAACAGCACAGAUGUUGAAAAUAAAUCUACUUCACCACUGCCAGAAACUUCUACAAUAAAAGCAUCUGUCACAACACCGGGCACUUUGUCAGUAACAAAUCUUCCUAUCAAACCAAUACCUGCAACACCUCCUAAAGAAACAACAACUCCAGAUGCCGUAAAGAACAACGUUCUCACUAUAAAAGCAGUGCCAGAUCUUCUGGUUUCAAAUGCUGUUUCAACGCUACCAGUUUCCCAGAACAAAAGCACUGAUGAUGGGAAGAUUACAGCCACUCCAUCGACCAGCCCCUCUUAUUCCAGCAUUAUUCUGCCCGUGGUUAUUGCGUUGAUUGUUAUGACCCUCUUGGUGUUUACUCUGGUGGGUUUGUAUCGAAUGUGCUGGAAGAGAGACCCAGGCACUCAGGAAAACGGAAAUGACCAGCCUCAGGCUGAUAAAGACAGUGUGAAGCUGCUCACGGUUAAAACGCUCUCUCACGAGUCUGGGGAGCACUCUGCGCAGGGGAAAACCAAGAACUGACAGCGUGAUGGAUCCUCUUAUACCUGGGCAAUGGAUAUGGGUAAUCUUCGGCUUCUAAAUUCCAAGGAUAGGAAGGAGAAAAAGCCCUGAGGAACCAAUCCCAGCUUCCGAUCUCUCACCAGUCUACACCAGUUGCCUGUCCCAGCAAAGAAAUGACGUACCAUAACCUGACUGAAUCAUACAGAGUUCUGGAUAUCUCCUGUCUGAGAUGCAGAAAGUCAAAUGACUCUAGUUUUCAGGGACAUUUCUUGGAGGAACUGUGAUUCCCUCGGCCCAAGCAGGUGGGCUCCCAGAAGACAUUUCAUAGCUGAGUUUAGAGUCUCAAUGUUGGGUUUACAGCCUCGAUCCAUGUAGACCUGCCUAUUUCCUUUGUGUCCUUAUAUUAGCCAGCGUUAUAUUUAUUGUUUCCCACUAUGUUAAUGCAGGGAGAUUUUGCAAGUGUGUUAUUAAAUGUCAAGUAGAAAUCACACCAUGGUUCUCUGUAGAGACAGGUAUGUUAUUCAUGUUUUCAAGUGUUACUUUUAAUAAACAAUGGCUGUACGCACCAUGCUAAACAUUACA
This is a messenger RNA of Acomys russatus (golden spiny mouse), 1331 nucleotides long. It is a transcript of the gene Emcn, whose product is annotated as endomucin. The record is from RefSeq and is a predicted model, not a curated record. The transcript has 9 exons. NCBI's taxonomy places the organism in Eukaryota, Metazoa, Chordata, Mammalia, Rodentia, Muridae. The coding region runs from base 192 to 770 and encodes 192 amino acids.